Molecule: messenger RNA, 1412 nt
Organism: Balearica regulorum gibbericeps (East African grey crowned-crane)
Lineage: Eukaryota; Metazoa; Chordata; Aves; Gruiformes; Gruidae
Source: RefSeq, a predicted model, not a curated record
UGCCCCAGGUAUUAUUGCCUCAGGUAUCACUCACCUCUUGCGCAUCCAUGAUCGGCCGCACUGGUGGUGCAGGAGAGACUGCUUGGUGUCACCCAGAUUUGCGUUACCCUUUGGACAAUUAGGCCAUGAACCUGGACUUGUGCAGCUGGUGAAUUACUACAGGGGAGCAGACAAGCUGUGCCGCAAAGCGUCUCUGGUGAAGCUAAUCAAGACAAGCCCUGAACUAUCGGAGUCCUGCACAUGGUUCCCCGAGUCGUAUGUGAUUUACCCAACAAACUUGAAGACCCCUGUGGCUCCAGCACAGAAUGGAAUUCGCCAUCUCAUAAACAACACACGGACAGAUGAGCGGGAAGUCUUCUUGGCAGCUUACAACAGGCGGCGGGAAGGCAAAGAAGGCAAUGUGUGGAUCGCCAAGUCCUCAGCUGGUGCCAAAGGGGAAGGGAUCAUGAUUUCUUCAGAGGCUGCAGAGCUCCUGGACUUCAUCGAUGAGCAGGGACAAGUGCAUGUGAUUCAGAAAUACCUGGAGAAGCCUCUGCUUUUAGAGCCAGGGCAUCGCAAGUUUGACAUCAGGAGCUGGGUUCUCGUGGAUCAUCAAUAUAAUAUCUACCUCUACAGAGAGGGUGUCCUGCGGACCUCUUCCGAACCAUAUAACAGUGCUAAUUUCCAGGACAAAACCUGCCACUUGACCAAUCACUGCAUUCAGAAGGAAUAUUCCAAAAACUACGGGCGGUAUGAGGAAGGGAACGAAAUGUUCUUCGAGGAGUUCAACCAGUAUUUGAUGGAUGCCCUGAACACAACGCUUGAGAACAGCAUCUUACUGCAAAUCAAACACAUAAUAAGAAGCUGCCUUAUGUGUAUAGAGCCUGCAAUCAGCACGAAGCAUCUGCACUACCAGAGCUUCCAGCUCUUCGGCUUUGACUUCAUGGUGGAUGAGGAGCUGAAGGUCUGGCUGAUAGAAGUCAACGGGGCCCCGGCGUGUGCCCAGAAGCUGUAUGCAGAGCUCUGCCAAGGAAUUGUGGAUGUAGCCAUCUCUAGUGUUUUCCCCCUCAACGACACUGGGCAGAAGACGAGCCAGUCAUCAUCAAUCUUUAUCAAGCUGUGACGGCGACAGAAAUGCCUCUGCUGUGCACAGGGAAGGAGUGCACCCAUCGGGUCAGCACAGUUCGAUGGCUUAUCUCAGUAUCAUGCCAAAAAGUGAUAGAGACAGGCUGCUGCUUUUCUGGGAAAUCAUGGGAGAAAACAACAAAACAGGCAUCUACACAGAGCUGCGAUGAGCCAGAGCUGCUCACAUAACUCUGCCUGCAUUCACCAAAAUCCACUUUAGAAACAGCUCGUGUGACUUUGAUACCUGAAACAAAUCUCUCUGGGAGAACAACAGAAUAACCUUAAAAUGAAACCCCAACAGGGAUACU